AUGAACCUGACCCAAUUGAGAGUCAUAAACCUUGCAGCAAAUAAAUUUCAUGGACCAAUUCCUAGCUCAUUUUCCAACUUCAAACAUCUUCAACUACUUUCUCUAUUAAAGAAUGAUUUUAGUGGUAGGGUGGACUUGGAUAUGUUCGUAGGACUCAACCAACUCGAUACUCUACAUCUCUCUGGUAACAAAAUAUCAUUUGUGGCCACCAGCAACUACACCAAUGGCGCCCUACCAGAAUUGAAAUACCUAGGGCUAACCUCGUGCGAUUUGAAGGAAUUCCCUGCCAUUUUGCGGUUCAGACACAAAUUGAACGUCCUAUUUCUCAGUGACAACAAAAUUGGUGGUCGCGUACCAGAGUGGAUGUGGAACAAUAAUCUUGAAUCGCUAGAGAUAAUUGACGUUGAAAACAACUUCAUCACUGGUUUUCAUCAACAUCAAAAUUUUCUCCCAUGGGGUCGUUUGAAAUUUUUCAACAUCGCGAAUAAUCAGCUACAAGGACGACUACCAAUUCCACCACGGACCAUGGUUGUUUAUGCUGUCUCAAAUAACAAUCUGCAAGGAGAAAUACCACCUUUAUUAUGUGAAUUGAACUCUCUUCUGGUGCUAGAUUUGUCUUCUAACAACAUAAGUGGAACUCUUCCUUCUUGUUUGGGCAGAUUAAGCAAUUCCUUGUCGUCGUUGGAUCUUAAAAGGAACAACUUUCAAGGCACAAUGAUGAAUACAUUUACCCAAGGAUGCAUGCUGAGGAAGAUUGAUUUGAGCGAAAAUCAAAUUGUGGGUCAGGUAUCAAAAUCCUUGACAAAUUGUAUCAACUUAGAGUUUCUCUCUCUUGGAGAUAACUCUUUCGAUGAUGCCUUUCCGUUUUGGUUGGGUACUCUUGUGGAGUUGCAAGUCCUCAUGCUGGGGUCCAACAGAUUUUAUGGUGGAAUUCAAGGUCCGACAAUGGUUAUCUCACAGUUUCCCAAGUUGCGGAUAAUAGAUCUCUCCAACAAUGGUUUUGGUGGUCCAUUACCCCAUGAGUACUUCCAAAGUUGGAAUGCAAUGAAGUCGGUUUAUGAUGGAAAAUCAUCUUUUCUGCAAUCAAGGUUUCCAUUAUCAACAUUUGAAUUUUCGAUUGCAUACAGGAUGACAAUAACAAGCAAAGGUGUUAAAAGAGAGUACCCUCGUAUUUUGGACAUAUUCACUGCUAUUGAUCUCUCUUGUAACAAUUUUGAAGGACAAAUCCCACAAUCACUCCAAGAUCUUCGUGGGCUUGAAUCACUUAACCUUUCCAACAACCAUCUUAUUGGUGGUGUCUUGUCAUCCUUGGGGAACCUAAAGAAUCUUGAAUCUUUGGAUCUCUCCCGAAACGAGCUAUCAGGAGAAAUUCCUCAUCAGUUGUUGCAACUCGGAUUCCUUGCCAUUUUGAAUUUGUCAUUCAACCAUCUUCAUGGACGCAUACCACAAGGCGGACAAUUCAAUACAUUUGAGAGUAACUCAUACGAAGCAAAUCCCGGAUUGUGUGGAGAACCUUUAUCCAACGACUGUCAAGAUUCAAAGGUGUCAACACCUCCACAAACAAGCAAAAAGUCCGAGUCUUUCUUCCCAAGUGAAAGAGUUGACUGGAUCGUGAUAUUCUCAGGAGUCGGAAGUGGGUUAGUAGUUGGGAUUGUUAUCGGGAACUUUUUGUAUGCAAGGUACAGUGAUUGGUUCAUUGAGCGGUUUGGUAUGAGGAAGGACAAAUGGGUGAGGCCACUCCGCAAUUGA
Cynara cardunculus var. scolymus (artichoke) is the source of this 1749-nucleotide messenger RNA. RefSeq names its product receptor-like protein 7. The coding region runs from base 1 to 1749 and encodes 582 amino acids. NCBI's taxonomy places the organism in Eukaryota, Viridiplantae, Streptophyta, Magnoliopsida, Asterales, Asteraceae. The record is from RefSeq and is a predicted model, not a curated record. The transcript has a single exon. Gene Ontology annotation, molecular function: protein binding.